AUGAAGGUUUCCGAACUGCGUGAACAGUUAAAAGCUCGUAAUUUGCCUACUGAGGGAGUAAGAGCUCAGUUGUUGACUCGUCUCAAAACGGCAAUCCAAGAAGAAGAAGAAAAGGAGUCGGCUAAGAAGGCUGAAAAAGAAAAAAUGGAGCAGGAAAAAACAUUACAGUCUGUGACUAUUGAUAAGUCACCUCAAGUUUCAGAAGAACAAAUAAAACCUUCAAAUACGGAGUCUGGAUCUAAACCAUGGACGGAUGCACCUAAGUUGACUCUCCGUGAUCUCCCUUCAAUAAUAAUCUUACGCAAGAAAACUGUCGACUUCACCGUACAGUCAGUUGGGCUUGAUGUUGUCAUGGAUUCAAAAUCUGAUUUUAUGGACUGUAGAUCAUAUGAAUUCAUGUUUUGCAUCCACACAAUAUUUGACAUGCUUCGCAGAGAUUCCGUAUUCACUUUAUUUCGUGCCCUUGUUACGGCUGCAGAUAGAGGAAUUUGCGCAAAACCUAGGAAACGCAGUGAACCAGAUUAUGUAGCUAAACGUGCUCGUUUAGAGCGUAAUGAAAGGACAUCUCUGGCAAAAGACGAGGAAUUUAAGGAAACUCCAUUGUAUACGACCGAUCUACCAUUGCUUUUUGCAUGCACAGUACUGGAUACAAGCUAUAAGAGUUAUUUCCUCUCGUCGGAGGUCGAGGACUUCAUUCUUUCACUAGGCUUGCCUAUCUCUCGAUAUCAGCUUCGAUCUCUCAUAUACAAAGUUCUUGAUCAUGGUCGUUUCCACUACCGUUCCUUGACGGAUUCAGAAGAACCUCUUUCUUUAGCGAAUAAAUCAUCUGUUAUAUUCUCCGAUAUAGACGAUGAUGAAUAUUUACUGGAACUUGUACGUGGAGGUGAUGCUAUUUUAGACGACCAAAUAGAUGCGCAACCUAGCGGAAGCAUCGUUGUACUUCAAAAGUCUGGCGAAUCAUUUAAUUCUCAGGCUAUCCAUCCCGAGGAAUAUCUCGGUCAUAUAAGAACGUCAGAACGCGAACACUCCAAACUGAUGACUCAAAUCCGACUUCAAGAACAGGAAAUUGCCCGUCUACGUGAAUCUGUUGCGGACUUCUCGGAACUGAAAGAUAAGUUGUCGAGAACUUCUUCAAGUAUGGAGGACUAUCGAAGACGAUAUAGGGAUGAACGGGACAAAGUUGACUCUCUAGCUCGUGUUUUGGAGCAACAGGCGUCUGUUCUUGAUGCCUGUCGAUCGGCACUUCGACAAGCAUCCAGUCGUUUUUAUAUUCGUCACUCGGUUAAUGAGUCAUCUAAACAACUCAAGCGUUCAUUGUCACCUUGUUCAGUAUCUAGUAACAAGGAAUCUGUCAAGUCUACAAAGAAACUUAAUACUUCAGAUUCAUUUAAAAACGAUCUGUCAUUAUCUGAUUCGCUGAACGAAGGAAAUGUUCCUAAAGUUGCGGAAAUUGAUUCUGCUACAGUCAAGAAUGUGUGUGAACAAACUACUAUGGUUCCAAACGUCAGUUCCGAUGUUUCAGAAUAUAUUAUGAAUGGAUUAAAAACAGAAGAAGCUUUGGUUCCAUGCAACGCCAACGAGAAUGCUUCAACAGCUGUUGAUCAAAAAUGUUCCAUUGUCCCUACAGGAAUAGAACCCCAAAUUACUUUAAGUUCAAGUGAAUGA
This is a messenger RNA of Schistosoma guineensis, 1665 nucleotides long. Lineage: Eukaryota; Metazoa; Platyhelminthes; Trematoda; Strigeidida; Schistosomatidae. The record is from the annotation of a GenBank genome assembly.